Messenger RNA from Acanthosepion pharaonis, 705 nucleotides. The record is from the annotation of a GenBank genome assembly. Lineage: Eukaryota; Metazoa; Mollusca; Cephalopoda; Sepiida; Sepiidae.
AUGCUGGAGAACCACAGAACUAAUUUUAUCUUAAGUUUCAUCAUUCUUUGCGGCAUUCGACGCAAGCGACCAUUUUGUCCUUCCUUCAAAAUACUUUUGGAACCGGAGCUGCAGUGUUCCAUUACUUACAAGAAGUUUGCAAUUAAGAGACACGGGAGUCGCUUUCGAUCAAAUGUAUUUAUCGCCAUUUGUAGAAUUCAUUCUGAUUCGAUCUAUCUAUCUAUCUAUCUAUCUAUCUAUCUAUCUAUCUAUCUAUCUAUCUAUCUGAAUUUAUUCGUUUAUUCAUUAUCUGUCUAUCUAUCUAUCUAUCUAUCUAUCUGUCUGUCUGUCUGUCUGUCUAUCUAUCUAUUAGAAUACAUUUUGUUUUUCGAUAGAUGCAAUGAUCUCUCACACGUUCUCUAUCUAUCUAUCUAUCUAUCUAUCUAUCUAUCUAUCUAUCUAAAAAACCUAUAUCUAUCUAUUUCAAUCUGUUCAUAUCUAUGUAUCGAUCUAUCUAUCUAUGAAUCUAUUUCAAUUUGUUUCUAUCUAUCUAUCUAUCUAUCUAUCUAUCUAUCUAUCUAUCUAUCUAUCAUAUCUAUCUAUCUAUCUAUCUAUCUAUCUAUCUAUCUAUCUAUCUAUCUCAAUCUUUUAAUUUUUAUCUAUUUGUUCUUACGGUUUGCCAUUAUCUAUCUAUCUAUCUAUCUAUCUAUCUAUCUAUCUAUCUAG